AAUUAGCACUUAAGUAACAUUAAAUUUGGAUGCACUAAAGAUCUCGGGAGGGUGUCCGCUUAUAAAAAUGAAAACAAUUUCGAUAGAAAUCAUUAGAGUGCUAUCAUCGAAAAGAGUUACUUCACUACUACCACCAUGCUGCUUUACUUGGUUUCAGGCCUUCUUCUAGUGUCUUCGGCUCAAUCUAGACCUCAAGAGGCGGCUGCCCCAUCUUCUCCCCUUGCCCAAACUGGAACUGCAUCCACCCCAAUCCCAAUUAUUAAUCAAUCAGCAGAAACCAAAGAGGACGGAGGGUUUAGUUACAGUUAUGAAACUGGUAAUGGCAUUAAAGUGGAAGAAAAUGGCAGCAUCAAACCUGCCGCACCAGGGUUCCAAGGAAGAAGUGCCGCUGGUGAGGAAAGCACCAAUAACACCGUUGUGGUCUUACAAGGGAGUUUCAGUUAUACAGCCCCCGACGGGCAAGUGAUCACUGUAAGGUAUAUUGCUGAUGAAAAUGGUUUUCAACCGGAAGGAGAUCAUUUGCCCACACCACCACCUGCCCUCGAGGAAGCUCUGAAGAAGAAUUUGGAUAGCCAGUUGGGGCAGCAACAGUCUCAAGAACCUCAACCAACCUCUCAACAGCCACAGUAAAUUUUCGUGUAAAGUGUAAAUAUUUGUUAGGUUAGUAGAAAUGUGUUUAGGCAAGCAAAUCCAAUAAAGGACACCAUACCGAGAGAACUAAA
Molecule: messenger RNA, 722 nt
Organism: Anthonomus grandis grandis
Lineage: Eukaryota; Metazoa; Arthropoda; Insecta; Coleoptera; Curculionidae
Product: endocuticle structural glycoprotein SgAbd-4-like
Exons: 3
Coding region: 136-630 (164 amino acids)
Cellular component (GO): chitin-based extracellular matrix
Molecular function (GO): structural constituent of chitin-based larval cuticle
Source: RefSeq, a predicted model, not a curated record